UUUGAGACUUUGGAGCAUGAGAAUCACAGUCCACAUGAACCAAACUAUGAACUACAAUUCCCCACAUGAUCACUCUCUGUCUCUCUCUCUCUCUCUCUCUCUCUCUCUCUCUAAGAUGAGCUUGAGAGAAGACAAUGGUGAGGUGUAAAAGAUGAAGAAGAAGAUUGUGUAUGUGUUAUGUAUCUUCCAUGGCCUGCCAUUGUGCCUGCUAUGCUUUCUUCCAAUCACCACAGAGGGAUUUCCUCAACAAAACAAAGUUUAAACCAUCAUGCAGAUCGAGUCCUGUUCUCCUUUCUUCCAUAAACAAUACUGGAGUCUCGUACAAUCCUCUUGUCUCUGAGGCUGCUAGGCUUUUCGGUCCUCCGGCAAGAUUCGAAGCUUCAAAGCUGAAAGUAAUUUACAUGGGAGAAGACUUGAACAAGUGUUCAGGAAUUAUUCCAAGAACCUACAUCCUAUCCCACUGUGACUUUACUGCUAACUUAACCUUAACUAUCUCUAAUGUCAUCAACCUUGAUCAGUUGAAUGGAUGGUAUAAUAAGGAUGAUGUAGUUGCAGAAUGGAAGAAAGUGAACGAUCAAAUGUGUCUUCAUGUCCAUUGCUUUAUCAGUGGUCCCAAUCCCCUGCUAGACCUGGCUGCUGAGUUUAGAUACCACAUAUUCUCGAAGGAAUUGCCUUUGGUGCUCAAAGCUGUACUACAUGGAGAUUCAGUACUUUUUGGAGAGCAUCCGGAGUUACUGAAUGCUUUGGUGAGGGUAUAUUUCCAUUCUAGUUUGCAAAAGUAUAAUCGGACAGAAUGUUGGGGUGCUCUAAAGAAUGCUGCAGUGGGAAGACAAGGGGACCAAACCCAAGGGUUAUUAAGUGGAAGUGAAGAUGGUUUAACGCAGAAGUGGAGACGCCCAAAAUCCAUCAUCCAAGUUCUUUUUGCCUUCCUUCUUUGAAGUACUGCACAUAACAGGCCGGCAGCUUGAAUCAUAAACGGUUUUUCUAAUCUUCAUGCCAAAGAGACAGCAAUUUGCAGGUGACUGGGCCAAAAUCAGGAUUCAUUAUUCUUAGUGAAGCCCUUAAGAAGCUCUUAGGGGAAGUGAUAAAGGCCAAGCUCACAUAAGAAAUGUGGAAGUACUUGAUUCUUUACAAUUCACACACUCAUUCAAAUGGAAUAUUGACACAAUUCUUGUGUAGCUGAGACGAUUUCCUUCAUUUGUUGAAUCAGAAAAGGGCUGAUGUCUUUGGUUGGAUUUUUGUGUAUGUGUCAAUUCUAUUCUAUCUCAAAGGAAGCUAAGCUCAAGAGGUGAUGAUUACUAUGCAUGGUAUGUUUCAUUUA
This is a messenger RNA of Juglans regia (Persian walnut), 1321 nucleotides long. RefSeq names its product magnesium dechelatase SGRL, chloroplastic-like. The record is from RefSeq and is a predicted model, not a curated record. The transcript is spliced from 5 exons. Lineage: Eukaryota; Viridiplantae; Streptophyta; Magnoliopsida; Fagales; Juglandaceae. Bases 171 to 938 code for a protein of 255 amino acids.